Molecule: messenger RNA, 1930 nt
Organism: Vidua macroura (Pin-tailed whydah)
Lineage: Eukaryota; Metazoa; Chordata; Aves; Passeriformes; Viduidae
Gene: SFTPC
Product: surfactant protein C
Exons: 10
Coding region: 294-1610 (438 amino acids)
Biological process (GO): respiratory gaseous exchange by respiratory system
Cellular component (GO): alveolar lamellar body; extracellular region
Source: RefSeq, a predicted model, not a curated record
CCCCCACCCCGGGAACGUGCUAGGGGUGCUGGGGCCCCUCCUGCCACAGCCCCGGGCUGGGUGUGGAGGGCGGGCAGUGGCCACUGUUUGCCUUGGCACACCCACCGCUGCCGGACAAAUGCCAUGGAAAGGCCCUCGGAGGUUUUGUGUCCCCUCCCUGGCUCUUCUGCGGGCUCAGCAAACAGCACAAGUGGCACUCGGCAGCUGGAGUGGCCCCAGCCUUCCCCGGCCACCCGGGAUCCUAUAAAUGCCCCCGGGCUCGGGCUGGCAAAGGGACAGGAGCACACGGAGAGAUGGACGACAGCUCCAAAGAGGCGCUGAUGGAGGAGGCACCUCCGAGGUACACGGAGUCCCCGCGCCUGCCCUGCAUCCCCCACGAGCUCAAGGCCCUCUUGCUGAUGGUGGCCCUCGUGCUGGUGGCCCUCGUGGUGGUCAACGUCACCUUCCUCCUGCUGGGGCUGCACCUCAGCGAGUCACACGCCGAGACGGUGUUGCGAAUGACCAUCCACGGGCUGGAUGGCGACGGGACCCCCCAGAAGCUCGCCAUGAGCAAGAAGGAGCGGAGCGGGACGUUCGCGGUGCGGGACGGGCUCAACGCCUCGGCCACGGUGGUGUACGACUACAGCAAGCUGCUGGUCGGCUACAGGUCCUGGCGUCAGCGCGCCUGCUACAUCACCCGCGUGGACAAGGACAACUUCCCGGGGCUGGACGCUGUCACCGAGACCUUCCAGCGCCGGCAGGAUGAGGACGCUGGGGACAAGGCCGUGCCCCUGGCUGACCGCUCCAUCCUGGGCACCACCAUCAACAUCCUCUGCAGCACCGUCCCCGUGUUCUGGGAGGAGGAGGAGGAGGAAGAGGCAGCCAUGGAGAGCAGCAUGAAGCAGGUGGUGCUUGAAGAGGAGGACCCGGGGAACGGCUGCUGCUGCCCAGGCUGCUGCUUGCCCUGCGCCACGUGCUGCGCCAAAUGCUGCACCAGAUGCAGCUUGUGCUGCGCCAAAUGCUGCACCAGAUGCAGCUUGUGCUGCGCCAAAUGCUGCUGCCUGCCCAAGUGCUGCAAGUGCCCCAAGUGCCCCACGUGCCCCAAGUGUCCUGGCUGCGGCAGCUGCUCCGGCUGCCUCAAGAAGUCCCUGUGCUUCGUCCCGCGGCUGCUCUGCUACCUGCCUCGCAAGCUCCUGAGCUGCGGCCGCCUCCGCUGCCUGCUCAUCGUGGUGGUCGUGCUGGUCCUGCUGGCGGUCAUCAUCGCCGGCGCCCUGCUGAUGUGGCUGAGCGUUGACCAGCGCCACGCCGACACCGUCCUGCGGGGCGAGCUGUGGGCUGGACCGGCCUGGGAAGAGGACGCGGUCACUUUCUACCUGGACAGCGGGGACGGGAACGCGGCCACGGUCAUCUAUGAUUACAAGAAUCUGCUGGUGAGCUACAGGGCCCGGCUGCACCGCGCCUGCUACGUGACCCGCGUGGACAAGGACAACAUCCCGGGGCUGGACACCGUGGUUGAGACCUUCCAGCGCCGGCAGGCUGAGGACAAGAUCUCCGUGCCCCUGGCUGACCGCUCCCUCCUGGGCACCACGGCGGGCAUCCUGUGCAGCCUCCUCCCUGUUUACUGGGCUUAGCCCCGCGGGGUGAGUCCGCAGGGUGGGCAGGGGGGGCUGCGGGACCCCCGCCCACCCGGCAGCACCCUCACAGCGCCAGCUUUGCCUUGCAGCACCCCCGACGGGCACAGCCCCGCUGGGAGCAUCGGGGGCUCCUCCGCGGCCGCCCCCGCGCCGCCCACCCCGAUUUUGGGGUGCGGGGGGUGAGGAGGGGUCGGGGGUCGGCGCUGGGGGGGCUGCGGGCGUGGGGCCGGGGGCGGGGCGGGGGUGUCUGCGCUGUGCCGGGGGACAGCUGGUUUGUCACUUAAGUCUUCUCAGCUUCGCCAAACCCAAGUGCAAAA